Molecule: messenger RNA, 1179 nt
Organism: Zygosaccharomyces rouxii
Lineage: Eukaryota; Fungi; Ascomycota; Saccharomycetes; Saccharomycetales; Saccharomycetaceae
Gene: VMA5
Product: H(+)-transporting V1 sector ATPase subunit C
Exons: 1
Coding region: 1-1179 (392 amino acids)
Biological process (GO): proton transmembrane transport
Cellular component (GO): vacuolar proton-transporting V-type ATPase, V1 domain
Molecular function (GO): proton-transporting ATPase activity, rotational mechanism
Source: RefSeq, a predicted model, not a curated record
AUGUCUACAACUCUGUACACUGCAAACGAUUUCAUACUUUUGUCACUACCUCGGAAUGCAGCACCUGCCAAUUCUUCCAAUUCAAGUGCAGAUUCUUGGUUACAAAAUGAAUUGAUCGGUGGUAGGGCAUUUGUAUCUGAUUUCCAAAUUCCUGAAUUUAAAAUAGGCUCAUUAGACAGCUUAAUUGUACAAUCUGAAGAAUUGGCGAAAGCAGAUAACCAAAUUGGUUCGUCGAUUGGUAAAAUUGUUGAGAUUUUAACUAGUUUAAACGAAAGUGGAUCCAAUGCCUAUAAGACUGUCCCCAUAAAUAACGUGCCAGUACCUGAAUACUUGGAAAAUUUUCAAUGGAUGACAAGAAAGUUUAGACUUGAUAAGUCAAUUGAAGAAUUGAUGAAAUUGAUUACGGAUGAAUCUACACAAUUGGAUUCUGAUGUUAGAGCAACUAGUACCAAUUACAACAAUGCCAAAACCAAUUUAGCGACUGCAGAAAGGAAGAAAACGGGUGACUUAUCUAUAAGGUCAUUACACGAUAUUGUUAAACCAGAGCAUUUUAUCUUGAACUCAGAGUAUUUGACUACGGUACUCAUAGCCGUACCUAAAAGUUUGAAAUCUAAUUUUGAGAAAACCUAUGAGACUUUAGCCAAAAAUGUGGUCCCAGGAUCCGCUGGUAUCAUAUCACAGGAUUCAGAGUACAUUCUUUAUAAUGUACAUCUUUUCAAAAAAAGUGUACAGGAUUUCAAUGCAGCUGCAAGGGAAAAGAAAUUUACUCCAAGGGAAUUUGAUUAUUCAGAAGAAUUGAUUGACCAAUUGAAACAAGAGCACGAUUCUGCAGCUCAUUUGGAGCAAUCAUUGCGCUCACAAUUGGUUAGAUUGGCUAAGGCUGCUUAUGCAGAUAGUUUUAUUAACUGGUUCCACACGAAGGCGCUUCGUGUCUUUGUCGAAUCAGUACUUCGUUAUGGUUUACCACCCGACUUCAAUACUAAGAUAAUUGCAGUGCCACCAAAGAACUUGAGCAAAUGUAAGGCUGAACUUACGGAAGCAUUUGGAUAUUUGAGCGGUAAUGCAUUUGCAAGAAACAAACAAGGUAAAAUUGUGAAGGAAGACGCAAGUCUUCACCAAUAUGCGGCUCUAGUGGAUACAGAAUACGAACCAUUUGUCAUUUACACCAUCUCUCUGUGA